AUGGAACGCACAAGGCGCGCCCGAGCCGGCGACCAACGGACGGACGACGAUCCUCUAGUCGAGGCCCUGGACGAGCUCGGCGGCGGCUCUGCAUUUCUUUGGAUGGUCUUUUUCUUCACCGUCUUUCCUACCGUCUUUGCCGGCAUGCACUCCAAUACUUACAUCUUCAUUGCCGAGAUCCCGAGCCACUGGUGCGCAGUGCCGGAAUUGAGCGCAGCCAAUUGGACGGCCGAGCAAAUCCGUGAGGUGUCGUCGGCAGACUCGUGCAGCAAGUACGACUACGAUUACUCGCACUUGGCCGAAAUCGGCUUCGAGGAAUCCUUGAAAUACGUUGCCGAGCAUCACGAAAGUGUCGGCGUGGUCGGCUGCAUGCAGUAUAAUUACGCGGACGACGUCGAACGAAAGUCUAUGGUCGAAGAGUGGGACUUGGUGUGCCGCGACGCUCCGAAGCGCGCGACCACCCACAUGGCCCUGUCACUGGGCAAACUGCUGGGCUCGGCCGUCUUAGGUGUAAGCUCCGAUCGCUACGGCAGAAAGGCCGUCUACGCUCUCGGCAUAGUGAUGUUCGCCAUCGCUGGACCUGCCAGUGCGUACGUGCCGUGGUACUGGGCUUUCGUCGUUCUCAGGCUCUUGACUGGCGUCAGCUUCUCGGCCACCCAGUUUUCUUCCCUCACCACGCUGACAGAGGUGGCGGGCAACACGCACAGACAGUGGACGGCUAUAGUCUUCAAUUGUGGCUUUGCCAGUGGCUCGAUCCUCGUCGCUGGAAUAUCUUAUUUGGCCAGCCAGUGGAGACAGGUCCAAGUGGCCACCUCGCUACCUGCACUCGUGCUGCUACUGUUCGCGUGGUUCAUGCCGGAAUCCCCGCGAUGGCUACUCUCGCAAGGCAAGCGCGACAAGGCUCGCGCAAUCCUCGAAAAGUAUCGCGGGCCAAUCAGGCACGACCCGCGCGACUUGUCUCACGGCCUGCGAAGGUCCGACGGAGAGGCGCACGCCAUUGGCGAUCGCAGAGCCCAAGGCUCCUUGCUCUCCGAUCAGGUGAAAGGUCUGAAGAUUAUAUUCGGCAAUGCCGAACUGCAGCGGAGAGCUUACAUUUCGUACUUCACCUGGAUGAGUGCAUCGCUCACCUACUACGCGUUAGCUCUGAACGUGGACAAUAUCUCGGUGAACUACUACCUGUACGCGGUACUGCUGGGAGUAACCGAGAUCCCAGCCUACCUGCUUCCAAGCCCAAUCCUCAUGCUGAUGGGUCGGCGGCUGGCAAGUUCAGCAUUGUUCGCGAUCUGCGGAGCGCUGCUGCUGACCGUGCUGGCGUUGGCGCACCAAUGGACCGGAGCCAUCGUGACGGCCAGCCUCGUGGCUAGAUUCGCGCUCUCGGCCGCCUACGGCAUCUUCAUCCUCUACACCUCCGAGUUGUUCCCGACGAUGUCGCGAAACUCGGCUCUGGGCACGAGCUCCUCGAUGGCCAAUGUUGGCAGCAUAAUAGCUCCGUUCAGCGUCGACUUUCUGGGCAUUUUGGCAUGGUGGGCUCCGAGCACUCUGUGCGGCACGCUGGCCCUCCUCGCCGCGUUCACGUGUCUCGCCUUGCCGGAGACUCGCGGCCGACCGCUUGCCGACACCGUUGAGGAAGAAGUCGCCGACGGACGCGGUAUUGUCUCCUUCGCGCACACCUUCAAGUGCGUCAGGUGAUCGGAACCACUUCGACCAAUACGUCCAAUUCCGAAGAUUGUGCACGCCAGCAGAGCACGCAAAGUGCCUGUUCGAUCUUGCGAUUGCAUUUCCGGCUAAUCUGUGCGCGCACAACUAAUCUCUUCAAAUCGAACGGAGAGUCUUACGGGCAAGUGCCAAUCCAAUCACUUUCCAAUUGGAGACCGGUCAUCUGACAAAUAUUAUCAACUACAAAUGCUUGGCAACGGUCAACUGUUAUUCUUCCAAUGGAAAAAACUGCAAGAUAGUUUCACCUAGAUCGACCUAUCGUUUCAUCUUGGAACGUGUAUUUCACUGAUUUACCAAUCGUAUAUUCUAUAUUGGAGCAGUAUUCCUAUUACAGGCAUACGAUAAUAAUUGUAAACGUGAUAGUCGCUUUCAAAAGCCAGAAGCAUCUAUACCAGGUGUAUGAGAAUAUUAUAACCGAUACUACAUUUUUCACAAAUCUGUCAACUCGCUAUCGUCUUCUUUUCACAGCUAGUAUCUUAUGAAGCUCAAAGACUACUUCCAAUAAGUACAACAAUCUGUUUUCUGGUAGUGCGCGCAUUUUUUCUCCGAUUCAGCUUAGUGAUACGUGCUAACGAAUGCUAUUCAACCCCAAUAUUAUAAUACGAGCUGCUUCACAACCAAUUUUUAUUAUAAAAGGCCAAAAAUAACUGUAUGUGAAAUUACGAAAUUCGAUUGAAAAAACAAUUUCUCCCAUUGACAAUCUAACGAUUUUCGUGUAUAACUAUAAAACUCAUAAUCUACAACUGACAGCAUCGUCUUUAAGAACGCAUAGUAAAAUACUGCCAGCAAACAAGUUAUCUUUCAAAUAAUCGAUAUAAUUAAACAAUUUUUGUUUAGUAGGCUAUUAACAUAGCAGCGAUAGUAAAAAUUAUGUAGAUCUAUCCAAAAUAAUCCGUUUGUAUUUAUUGCUCAUGAUCGCAAUCUUCACCUAUUUAACUCUUGCGGGCUGUAUACACAAUCUAUAGAUCAUCAAUCUAUAGAUUACGCAUGCAGCUCUCCCUCUCUC
Messenger RNA from Phymastichus coffea, 2722 nucleotides. Its product is annotated as organic cation transporter protein. Gene Ontology annotation, molecular function: transmembrane transporter activity. The coding region runs from base 1 to 1689 and encodes 562 amino acids. Gene Ontology annotation, biological process: transmembrane transport. The transcript is spliced from 7 exons. The record is from RefSeq and is a predicted model, not a curated record. Gene Ontology annotation, cellular component: membrane. Lineage: Eukaryota; Metazoa; Arthropoda; Insecta; Hymenoptera; Eulophidae.